AGGAGCGGAGUGGUGUGCAACAGCACUGUCUUUCUGUCUCAAUGGUUUCUGGGUCGUCAAUCGCCACUCUGGUGAUUUUUAUCCUUUCCAUAAUAUUUGUGAUACGCCCUGUCACUAUACCUGCUCCCCGACCUAUACCCCAUAUCCCUAUCAAUCUCACCACAGCGCCAAUUAUCGCUAUCGCUGUGCUCUGGGCCGCCCAAUGCAUCGAUCCAGCUGUCAUCCGCGAUGGAAUAGUAGGAACAGACGGCGUCAAGCCAUACAACAUCCUCAUCCUCUUCUUUUCGCUCGCGUACAUGGCCAUCACCCUCGACAUCACCGGUAUCCUUCAAGCUGCAGCAUUCUGGGUCAGCAAUAAGGGCGGUUCUAACGGAUGGAAACUUUAUUUCUACUUUUAUGUCAUGCUUACCAUGCUCAGUGUACUCCUGGGCAACGAUCCUGUUAUUCUCUCCGGAACCGCAUUUUUAGUUUAUUACACAAAAGUCGCAGAACUAAAUCCCAUCUCAUGGCUCAUGUCAGAAUUCGCUGCGGCGAACACUGCGAGCAUGGUCCUUUUUGUUGGGAACCCUACUAACGUAGUCAUCUGUGAAGGAUUCAAUGUCAAUAACGCCGCGUUUACUGCAUACACCAUUCUUCCCUUUCUCGCCUGCAACCUCGUGUGUUUCCUCGCCCUCGGAAGCCAAUUCCGAGAUUCAAAAUAUCUGCCACGCAGACUGAACGUUACCGCUGAUCUCGAUGCGCGAUCUGUCCUCCUCGAUCCCAUUGGCGCUUGGGUAGGGAGCAUCAUGCUGGGCACCUGUCUCAUCCUCUGCAUUGUCGUCAGCUUUUUCAAAAUUGAUGUCUGGAUGAUUAGUUUGCCAUUUGCUGUCGCGAAGCUUAUUUACGACUUGACGUGGGACCACUAUAGAUACAUCCGUAAAAUUCCUAUGUUGGGUCGAGGCCUACCUGCUGCUCCUGCAAAGGACCACAGUGCAGGUGCAGAUGAAGAUGUCAUGCUCGCCGCUCUUGAGCGUCAGUUCUCGACGAACAGCAGGCAACGUCAUCCCAACGGUUCACCAGAUCCACAACUUUCCCUCCCAUCGAAACAGCCGACAGAGACCACCAUGAAAUCUUCAACGCCAUUCUCAUCUCCUAAACAGUAUAUUGCUCAACGCCGUUCAACCAUAAUCGCAUUACAUUCACGGCUUCAUACGCAUUUCCCUACUUUCUUCACAGCGCUCCCUCGCCUCCCCUUUGCUCUUGUUCCCUUUGCAUUUUCUCAAUUCAUACUCAUCGAAAGCCUCGGGCACCAAGGAUGGAUCGAGAUAUUCGCAACCUGGUUCGUUCGUGCAUCAAAACGUGAGACAUACCCGACCAUUUGGCUUAUUGGCGUCUUGGGCGUCAUUCUUUGUAACCUCUCAGGAACCAACAUCGGUGCUACCAUCCUCCUCACCAAAGUCGUCAGCGCCGCCGCCCUCCAACCACACACCUACCGUGCAGCAGCCAUCGCGCUCGCCGUCGCCUCGAAUAUCGGUGCCGUCUCUUUCACCUUUUCCGCCAGCCUUGCUGGACUGCUAUGGCGUGGUAUCCUCAAGCAAAAGGGUAUAAUUGUCAGUCAGCGCACGUUUGCGUAUUGGAACAUGCUUCCGCUUGUGGUGAUGACCAUCGCGGGGCUCGCCGUUGUCUCUGCGGAAAUGGCGGUUUUGUAUAGGCAAUAGAUGGAGAGGGCGUACCGGUAUUCUCAGUGCCGGCGGGAUCUCGCUGAUCGCCGCAUGUGGUGCGGCCAAUGAUAGCGCCGCGAUAGCCAAGAAAGAACUCAGGAUGUACCUCGGACACCAAGGCAUGCAACCCUUUAACGUCAGCGGGGAUGGGUGGGUAUGGGAGGUGGGUGAACGCGUGGUGAUGUGUUUAUGUUCACGGAGCGACCCGACAUGAUCCAUGAUGCAUGAUGGACCUCAUGUUUUUAACAACCCUGGAGUGGGCGUCUGUAUCAUGGUUCGGAUUUCAAGAAGACCCUCUUUCGGCAGACGGGAAAAUGUACAUGUUUUUUUUUGGAUUUUAUGAUAGUAACUAAUAGAUCUCUCUUCUCUUCUUUCUGCUUUCUGCCAUUUAAUGCCUAUUCUUGUCAGUAGUAUUGUUAUGACCACAGUUUCUUGCGCUCCGCUGUCAAGGACUGAUACGGCGUUACGGGUUGUUUGGGGUACGUUUUUGGCUGACGUUUGUAUUGCUUUAUUCUUGUAGGCCUUGGGUUUUCUAAUGGGUUUUAGGUGCUUAGACCGGAUAGACGAACGUGUGGGUGAUAGUAAUCGAUCUAUUUUAUACUUAGUUGAAUAGCGUGAUGCGUAUGUGGUAUGUCGUUAUGGACGAC
Serpula lacrymans var. lacrymans S7.9 is the source of this 2347-nucleotide messenger RNA. RefSeq lists its product as uncharacterized. Bases 42 to 1697 code for a protein of 551 amino acids. Gene Ontology annotation, cellular component: membrane. The record is from RefSeq and is a predicted model, not a curated record. The transcript is spliced from 2 exons. NCBI's taxonomy places the organism in Eukaryota, Fungi, Basidiomycota, Agaricomycetes, Boletales, Serpulaceae. Gene Ontology annotation, biological process: transmembrane transport.